AUGAGAUCGCACAUGUGGAACUUUCCGCUUCUCUUCUUUGCGUUUGCGGCGUCCACUGUGGCCGUCCUGACCCCCCUUGCGGCGCAUUCCGCGGCGUCUAGCGCAUGUUUGUCGCAAUACACUUUUUCGAUGUUCCUCGUUGACUUCGACAAGCGUUAUAAUGACCCGGUGGAGCAUCACAAGCGGAACGCCAUUUUCAACGAAAACCUCGCGGGGAUCUGCGCCUUCAACAAGGACCCAAACCGCUCAUAUCGAUUGGGUGUUAAUCAAUUCGCUGACCUUACAGAGGAGGAGGUUGCUGCGCGGUUUACCGGUCGUGUUGCCCUUCGCACGCCCGCCGGGUCUCCGUGGAGGGCCUCUUACAAGUACACAAAGGCAAGUGCCCCAGAGGCAAUGAGCUGGCAGCAGGCCAGAGACCCUGUCCUCACUCCCGUCAAGGACCAAGGAAAGUGUGGUUCAUGCUGGGCACAUGCGGCAACGGAAUCGAUUGAGAGCAUGUACGCCAUUCAUACAGGGAAUUUGUUGACGUUGAGCACGCAGCAAAUCACAUCUUGUGCAGACAACCCUGAGAAAUGUGGCGGUACGGGUGGCUGCGGCGGUGGUACGGUGCAGUUGGCCUGGGACUACGUCAAGAGUGCCGGAGGAAUUACCCUCAAUGCGGAUUAUCCGUAUGUGAGUGGAAAGACCAGCUCAACUCAGCAAUGUGUACUCAAUGCGAGUAUGCCGUGUGAUGUACACGUUUACGGCUACGUGUCUCUUCCACCUAACGACUACGACGCCGUCUUGGAAGCCCUCGUCGAAAAAGGUCCUCUUGCUGUUAGCGUUGAUGCCAGUCAGUGGGGCUUGUAUGCGGGCGGUGUCUUUGAUGGCUGUGGUGUGGGGAACGCAAAUAUUACCAUAAAUCACGCCGUGCAACUCGUAGGUUUUGGAAAGGACAACAGAACCCAACAACAAUACUGGAUCGUACGUAACUCCUGGGGCGAGAAAUGGGGUGAGAAGGGAUACAUUCGGCUCCUGCGCCAAAAAGGCAAUCACACGUGUACCUUCAACCAAGACUGGAGUACCGCGGGAGGUGGCUGUGCUAAUGACCCAAACACCACCGUCGUUGCUUGCGGCAUGUGUGGGAUUUUGUACGACGUGGCGUAUCCCGAUGUCAUGGAGCCGCCCGGGCGGGGCAGGCUCGUUUGGGUAGCGGGGGCGGCAUUUGGUGGCCUUGGCGUUUUGAUGAUUAUUUUGGUGGUUUGCUCGAAGUGCGGCGGGGGCCCAAAAAGGGGUUAUGGCGGUCUUUCUGCGGGGUCGGAGCACCUCCAUUGA
Messenger RNA from Trypanosoma conorhini, 1314 nucleotides. RefSeq names its product cysteine protease. The transcript has a single exon. Gene Ontology annotation, molecular function: cysteine-type endopeptidase activity. Lineage: Eukaryota; Euglenozoa; Kinetoplastea; Trypanosomatida; Trypanosomatidae. Gene Ontology annotation, cellular component: lysosome. The record is from RefSeq and is a predicted model, not a curated record. The coding region runs from base 1 to 1314 and encodes 437 amino acids.